Messenger RNA from Macadamia integrifolia, 781 nucleotides. RefSeq names its product heavy metal-associated isoprenylated plant protein 41-like. Gene Ontology annotation, cellular component: cytoplasm. Bases 150 to 770 code for a protein of 206 amino acids. Gene Ontology annotation, molecular function: rRNA (uridine-N3-)-methyltransferase activity. Lineage: Eukaryota; Viridiplantae; Streptophyta; Magnoliopsida; Proteales; Proteaceae. Gene Ontology annotation, biological process: rRNA base methylation. The transcript is spliced from 3 exons. The record is from RefSeq and is a predicted model, not a curated record.
GCACUACAGCAGCUCUCAUAGGAUGUUACUUGUUGGAGAGGGUGAUUUCUCCUUCUCUGCUUGUUUGGCCAGGGGUUUUGGCUCAGCUAAGAACAUGAUCUCUACUUCCCUUGAUUCCAAAGUUUGUUCAUGGAAAAACAGGAAUCUUAAUGGUGAAGCACCCAACAGCAAGGGCUAACUUGGAGGAAUUGGAGAAACUGGGGUGCAUCAUUCUUCAUGAAGUAGACUGCCACACCAUGAAUAGACACCCUUUUCUCAAGACUAUGAAAUUUGAUAGAAUAAUCUUCAAUUUUCCUCAUGCGGGUUUUUAUCAAUCCGAACUUGAGCAAGAGCAAAUCGAGCUUCACCAGGAGGUAAUGAAAGGAUUCUUUAGGAGUGCACGUGAUAUGCUUAAGGCCAAAGGGGAAGCUCACGUGACCCACAAGACAAGUUAUCCUUACAAUAAAUGGGAUUUGGAGAUUCUAGCCGGAUUGGCUGGGCUGUGUUUGGCUGAAGAAGUAGAGUUCAUAAAGCAGGAUUAUCCAGGUUAUGACAAUAAAAGAGGAGAUGGAGAUAGAAGCAAUGAUUCUUUCCGUGUUGGAAUGUGUAGUACUUACAAGUUCAUACUCCAAAUCCGUGAAGAAAUUACAUGUACACCUUUUGAUGCAGUUGCAUGUCCGUAUAUUGAUGUAGUUGCAUGUAUGUGGUUGGACCAGUAUGAUCCGAUCCGAAAACCUAGACCGAGAAGAACCAGAUCUAAACCUAUAUUUUCAUCUAAUAGGAGUAUUUAGGAAUUUAAUUA